Aricia agestis (brown argus) is the source of this 2129-nucleotide messenger RNA. RefSeq names its product vesicular glutamate transporter 1-like (gene MFS9). The transcript is spliced from 11 exons. Gene Ontology annotation, cellular component: plasma membrane. The record is from RefSeq and is a predicted model, not a curated record. NCBI's taxonomy places the organism in Eukaryota, Metazoa, Arthropoda, Insecta, Lepidoptera, Lycaenidae. Gene Ontology annotation, molecular function: transmembrane transporter activity. The coding region runs from base 107 to 1627 and encodes 506 amino acids. Gene Ontology annotation, biological process: monoatomic anion transport; transmembrane transport.
AUCGUUAGUCAGUGAGAGGCGCGGGCGUCGAAUAGCCGACUCCACCGCCCAUGAGUGCAGUUAAAAUUAACACCACAGUGUACGUAAUACGACAUACAAUCGUGUGAUGGAGGAGAGCACGGUUAGCGACGAUUUGAAGCGUCAAGCCGCUAUGUUCUACAACUCCACAGAAAGUGGACGCGAGCGCAAGGAGUACACGGACAAGAUAUCAUGGCGGUUCUGGCGGCGGCGGCGGCUGGUGGUGGCGCUGCUGGCCUUCUUCGGGUUCUUCAAUGUGUACGCGCUGCGUGUCAACCUGUCCGUCGCCGUGGUCGCCAUGACCGAGCCCGUGCCUACCGAGCUGGAGAAUGGCACGAUGGUUUAUGUCCCAGAGUUCGACUGGUCGCCGCAGACCAAGGGUCUGGUGCUGAGCUCCUUCUUCUACGGGUACCUGGUGACGCAGCUGCCGGGGGGCUGGCUCGCCGCUAAAAUAGGAGGUAACAGGCUGUUCGCGAUAGGCGUCGGCGCGACGUCCCUGCUGACGCUGUUCACGCCGCCGCUGGCUCACACAAGCACCGGCCUGCUCGUCACCGUGCGCGUCGUCGAGGGACUGUUCGAGGGUGUAACAUACCCGUGCAUCCACGCGGUCUGGUCGCGUUGGGCGCCGCACGACGAGCGCACGCGGCUCGCGACGUUCGCGUUCAGCGGCAGCUACGUCGGCACCGUGGUCUCCAUGCCCGUCUGCUCCAUGCUCACCAAGUAUACGGGCUGGCCGGGGAUCUUCUAUGUGUUCGGUAUAAUGGGCCUCGUUUGGACAACGGUAUGGUGGCUCAUCGUGAAGGAAUCUCCGGAGAAAGACCCUCAUAUCACAGCAGGAGAAUUAAGAUACAUACAGGAGACGCGCGGCACAAUGGCAGUAGAGGGAUCCAAGAUCCGUCACCCGUGGUGCGCCAUGCUGCGGUCGGCGCCGGUGUGGGCGAUAGUGAUGGCGCACUUCAGCGAGAACUGGGGCUUCUACACGCUGCUCACCUUCCUGCCCACCUUCAUGCAAGACGUAUUCGGCUACGAGACGUCAUCCACGGGCUGGGUAUCAGCUGUCCCAUAUCUGGCGAUGUCAGUGGUGUUGCAAGUAGCCGGCCACAUGGCGGACUGGCUGCUCAAGAUGGACCUAAUGACGAUCACGAAUAUACGGAAACUGUUCAAUUGCGGGGCGUUCUUGGCACAGACAAUCUUCAUGAUAGCGGCGGCGUACUCGAGCACGGUGGUCGGUUGUGUCAUCUGUCUCACCAUAGCUGUGGGGCUCGGCGGGUUCGCCUGGUCCGGAUUUAGCGUGAACCACCUGGACAUAGCGCCGCCUCACGCGAGCGUGCUGAUGGGUCUGUCCAACACCAUCGCGACCCUGCCCGGCAUCAUCAGCCCGCCGCUCGCCGGCAGCAUCGUCACUGACAAGACGGCGGAACAAUGGCGCUACGUGUUCUUCAUAUCGAGCGGCAUAUACCUCUUAGGCGCAGUGGUGUACGGAACUUUCGCAUCUGCCGAGCGCCAGCCCUGGGUACUGGAGUUCGAUGUUGACGCCACAUUCGAUACUGACGCCUCAUCUGUCACUACAGCCUAUGAGAACAAGACGGAGAGGAAUUCUGAGAUGUAAAAAGUGCUGCAUUGAUCUGUAGGGGUAAAGCCGCCAUCUUAUGAGUGUAAAAGUUCUAUCCUACUAGGUUUGGCCGAAAUUGCGCCGCCAUUUUGUAAAUGUUACAAUACAAUUAUUUGCAGUCCUAUUAUGAUCUAUUAGCAUCUCGCGACGCUAUCUUGUAUCAGAAAACAACGAUUGAGCUGGCAAAAAUCACACCUCCAACUUGUAAAUGUCAAAAAUUGCAAUCCUACUCUAAUUAUUAAUGAGGGUGUCGCGACGCCAUCUUGUAAAUGUCAGAGUCACAAACCUAGAUGGAUCUACAUUAUUAGCGUGGCCAAUAGGGAAUAUUACGCAAAAGUCGCAGCAGAGGGCGCUACUAGCACACACAGUAAAUAAUACGACAUGUUGCACCCGUUAUAUCAGAUUAUAGACAGAAACGUUGUGAAACGUCCAACAAAACUUUUUGGAACAAAGUUCUUUAUCGCGCGUUCGGCGUAAAUCUGAAGGCUAGACAGAACGA